ACUUGGGGCCUGGUAAGAAAUAACAAGUGAGGAGGGAACACCUCGUCGUUCCACAGCUGUAGAGUGUGACUCCGGGCUUAAGUCUUGCAAUUGCAAAUUUAUAUCGAUAUGCCUCCAAAGAAACCAGCUCAGCCUGCAUCGGGUAGUAAGAAAACACAAGAAAAGAAGAAGGAAAAAAUAAUCGAGGACAAGACAUUUGGCUUGAAGAACAAAAAGGGAGCCAAGCAACAGAAGUUCAUCAAAACUGUCACGCACCAAGUGAAAUAUGGACAGCAAAAUGCCCGACAGAUUGCUGCAUCCGAAGGUGAUAAAAACAAGAAGGUGGACAAGAAGAAAGAGCUGUCUGAGCUGAAUGAGCUUUUCAAACCGGUAGUUGUCGCUCAGAAAGUCAGCAAAGGUGUGGACCCAAAGUCGGUGCUGUGUGCUUUCUUCAAGCAAGGCCAGUGCACCAAAGGGGACAAGUGCAAGUUCUCCCAUGACCUGACGCUGGAGAGGAAAUGCGAAAAGCGCAGCGUCUAUGUCGACGGCAGGGAUGAGGAGUUGGAAAAGGACACCAUGGAUAACUGGGACGAGAAGAAGCUGGAGGAAGUUGUGAACAAGAAGCACGGAGAGGCUGAAAAGAAGAAGGCAAAAACGCAGAUUGUUUGCAGAUAUUUCCUUGACGCCAUCGAGAACAGCAAGUAUGGUUGGUUCUGGGUCUGCCCUGGUGGAGGAGACGUUUGCAUGUACCGCCAUGCCCUCCCACCUGGGUUUGUGCUCAAGAAAGACAAGAAGAAAGAGGAAGAGAAGGAGGAGGAAAUCUCACUGGAAGAGCUGAUAGAGAAUGAGCGAUCUGCCCUUGGACCAAAUGUCACUCGAAUCACCCUGGAAACAUUCCUGGCCUGGAAGAAGAGGAAAAGACAGGAGAAGGUGGCCAAAGCCGAGGAGGACAUGGAGAGGAAAAGAGCCGACUUCAAAGCCGGCAGAUCAUUUGGGGUCAGUGGUCGAGAAGUGUUCGAGUUCCGCCCAGAGCUGGUGGAUGACGAUGAUGAAGAGGCUGAUGACACCAAAUAUGAAAAGAACGGCAAUGAUGAGGACGUUGUUGAGGAGGUUGAAGAUGUCCAGGUGUUUCAGGACAUCGAUGUGGCCCGCUUUGUGCCGAAGGAAGUGGACGAUGCAGGAAUCACUGUGGCGUCAGCUGACCGCUUUUCAGCGAAAUCUCACCCAGAAGCUGAAACGGACGACAACAAGCUGAGCGAGGCCUCAGGCGGGGCGGAGGAGAACGGGGAGCACUGCGAGGGGGAGAGUCUGGACGACGACACGGAGGACGUGCCCGUAGACGAGAACCUGUUCACGGGAGAGGACCUGGACGAGCUGGAGGAAGAGCUCAACACACUGGACAUGGAGGCCUAGCUUAAGGAUUACUGCCAAACGACCAUUUCCUGGACUACAUGAGGCUUGAAACCGGUGACAGUUUUCACGGCGAACAUCUUCCUGUCGGAAAUCUCACAAGAACCGUUUAAGUCCCUGGGCUUAAGGAGACAUAGAUAUGGCAAAUGUUCUUUUUUUUUUUUUUUUUUUAAGCUCUGUGAUCCAUUUAAGGUUUCUUUAUCUUAUUCAAGUGAAUGGUUUUUACUGCAGUCAGUCCCUGCGUGGUCCCAGCUACCGGGCUUGGACUCCUGUCCGUUUAGUAUUUGAGGCUUUAGCAUGGACUGUAAUCACGGAGGGAAAUGUAUGUAAAAAUGUACAUAAAUUGUCUUGAACUAUAUCAGUGUGGCUCAAGAUACUCAUUUAAAAUUACAUUUCCUAAGUUGUCGUAUUGCAGAACAUGAAUUUUAUUUGCCAAAACAACUUGCUGCGAUUCAUCAAGCAGGAGAACUUUAAAAGGAAAAAUUGAGCAUGUAAAUUUACCAGCAACCGAUUGUCAGAUGUGCUUUGGAAUCAAAUGAUCAAGAGUUUUUUCAUAAUUUAUUUUCUUCUUUUUUUUUUGUGCUCACAAAUGGAUUAUUGUGUAUUGAUUGCGAAAGACUUUUCAGUAAUAAAAUUUGAGCUAAUUCUGAAGCAGGAUGAAAAUGCAUGUAUGUCGGGACAAAAUCUGCCGAGAACAGCCGUGCGCUGCUGGAGUUCUCACACGUUAAAGUGGCGACUUGAAUUGCUGUUUAAAUUACUGUACUUCAGAGUGAGUAAUGAAGUUAAGAUGGGUUGCAUAAUAAUAAGCACACCACGAGAAGCUUUCCAAUUACAGAAGACCUCUGCUGCUCAGGACUGACUGUUCUACUGCUGACUGCAAGUUCAAGUUUGUAGAAGGCAAAAUAAAGGAAACAUACUGGCAGGUAAUUUAAAUGUGCAGUCCUUGUGUGUUUGAGAUUACCGUUCACCAAUACACAGAGAAGCAUUGUAAAUUAAUAAAUGUUCUCAUCCAUG
Messenger RNA from Conger conger (European conger), 2403 nucleotides. RefSeq names its product zinc finger CCCH-type containing 15 (gene zc3h15). Gene Ontology annotation, cellular component: cytosol. The coding region runs from base 109 to 1392 and encodes 427 amino acids. The transcript has 10 exons. Gene Ontology annotation, biological process: cytoplasmic translation. The record is from RefSeq and is a predicted model, not a curated record. NCBI's taxonomy places the organism in Eukaryota, Metazoa, Chordata, Actinopteri, Anguilliformes, Congridae. Gene Ontology annotation, molecular function: metal ion binding; mRNA binding.